AUGUAUGCAAUUGCAACCUUCUCUUCCCCUCCCGCCAUUACAACCCUCAACAACACCUAUUCAGUUUCGCGAUCGAAGAAGACGGUCACCGUGAGAAAUUCGGUACAGACGGAGAACAAGGUGGUUGUGGCAGCGGCGGCAGGAAGUUUGUAUGAGAUACUAAGGGUGGAGAGAACGGCAUCAUUUAACGAUAUCAAGACGGCGUACCGGAGUUUGGCCAAGGUUUUCCAUCCAGACGUGAUGGGAUCAUCAUCGGACGGCCGUGAUUUCAUAGAGAUACGCAACGCGUACGCCACUUUGUCGAAUCCGACGGCGAGGGCCAUGUACGAUAUGUCGUUGGCGCCACGUUGGAUGCGAGUCAGGACUCGGAUUUACCCGACUCGAAGAUGGGAAACUGAUCAGUGCUGGUAG
This is a messenger RNA of Gossypium arboreum, 411 nucleotides long. Its product is annotated as chaperone protein dnaJ 11, chloroplastic-like. The transcript has a single exon. Bases 1 to 411 code for a protein of 136 amino acids. The record is from RefSeq and is a predicted model, not a curated record. Lineage: Eukaryota; Viridiplantae; Streptophyta; Magnoliopsida; Malvales; Malvaceae.